AUGACGAAUAACAGUUCGGGUGCGUAUCCAUAUGUAUUGGAGGUUGAUGGGAAAAUCUAUAGAUUAUCUGUUCCCCAAGCUUAUAUACAAGUGAAAGAACUUAAAUCUACCAUUAGACAACGCUUUUCCAUCUUUUAUAAGUUUAAACUCACCUACAAGGGAGCAAUUUUAGAAGACGAUGAAAAAUUUAUCGAUCUUCGUUUGAAUACAGCGAAUUCCGUACGUAUUCGCCGAGAUUCCACUGAACCUCUUUCUGAUCAACCUUAUACUGAGGCACCAACUGUUCACCUAAGCAAAAUUCAAUUUAAUCGACCAUCUCCAGAUAGAUCACAUAAUAAUACAAACAGGAACUUAGAUAGGCACAACGAUACCAAUGAAAACAAGAAGCGACCAAAAACUGCGAUGGUUUCCCAUCAUGAUGUGGGCGAUUCGUUCGCUUUGCGCGCCGCUUCUGUCGUAGGCUGCUCUAAGACAAUAAUUGAUGACGAUAAUCUAGCGAAUUCUAAACAACCUCACCCAUAUAAUCCCUGCAAGCGUUCAUGUGAAACAAUUCCGUUGUCAGAAGUCGAAGACCUUAUGGACCCGCAAUUUCUUCGUCCCAACGCUGGAAUAGCUCGUUCUCAAUCCAAAUCAGUUUAUACAGGAUUCGCCACAUCAAUUAGUUUUAGCAACACUCCUGUUCAAAGUGAGAGUGACGAUGAUGACUUCAAAAGUAGCCAAUAUACGUGUAAAAGCUCUUCCUAUGUACAUCGGGAAACAUAUUCACUUCCAUUGUCACCCGUAGAUGACUGGACGGAAAAAGAACAACCGAGAAGUAUUUCAACAAAGCCACAGCGGUCCUUUCGAGAAUCGCCUGAUAGAAAAUUGUGUGAUACAGUGGAUGCAUCUUCACGACAGGCACGUCAAUCGCGGCGUUCGUCAACAUCUACUUCGAAUGAUGAUGAUACUGAUGAAAAUACGAGAAAUGACAAUUUUAUAGAAGUGUCGAAUCCUGGCUAUCGACAGAUCACCAAAGUGUCAACAAUUAGAUCAAGAACAUCUUCAAUUAAAUCUAUGUCUAUGCAUAAUAGAUCAUCUUCUUCGACGUCAUCAAUUUCGACUGACGAAGACAACGAAAAAGAUAAAUAUUUGCGAAGGAAAACUGUCAAUAAAGGAUUUGGGUUGAAGCCAUCUGAUCAUCAUCGCUCAUCAGUAACGACAACAGAAAUCAGACAAACACCAACUUCAGUGAGAGCCAUAUCCAACCUUGAAAAGUCAAAAAAUGUCGUAGAAGACUCCGCGUCGGAAACAGAUCGACGCUCGCCGGCCAAUCAAAAUCCAUUAUUGAUAACGAAUACGUCAGAUGCUUCGACUACGGACAACCUUUAUCAAAUGAAGAGUACACCGCCUGUUAACAAUUGCAAUGAAAGAAAGAAAUUAACAUUGAAUGAAUCACAAGUAAAUGCAAGUUAUGCACCGGAUGUACGAGUAACAGAUUCAAGAGCUAGAAGCGUAAGCAGAUCGCGUACUGAAAAGAGACUUAUUACUUCACCAGAAAGAUCGAUUAGUGGUUCUUAUGUAGAUGAAGUGGCAGUAAAUGUGGAAACCCUUACUAAUGUAUACAUUAUCAGACUAUUGACUAAUGCUUCACUCAAAGAUUUACGUCAACGUAUUUGGAAGGUGUUGGAGGAUGAAGGUUGUUCUGAAGAGAGACAUUUAUUACUCUUAUUUACACAUCGUAUGCACAUCUUCGAGAAAACAAACACUGAUGACGAACUCAUUGGCACCUUUCUUCGUUUGAUGCCCUCAACGAGUCAAUCAGACAAUGAAAAGACAAUUCAUUUUUACGCAUAUACAUUGAAACAUAAAUUCCGUAGAGACAUGUAUACUUAUGAGACUGAUCCAAAGGAAUUGUUUACUCAUUCAGAAUGGUGGGAAACUUGUGUUUGCACGCCACAAGUAACUGUUUCGCAGACAAUGAUGCUUAGCACCAUGUACGUCCUUUAUCAAUACUUUAGUCGGCCGGUGCAAGAAGAAAUUGGCAAACGGGUAGCGCUUGAGGCACAGUUUCUCUUACAAAUGCGCAAGUAUCUCUUUCGACCUGCUGUGCUAGCACUUAAACACAUGAUGAUUGGUGCGAUGUUUGUCUACGAGAAGAAAAUCUUGAUUGAUAGCCUUCUGAUUCUCCUAGUUAAGUUUCGUCCUAAGAAAAUUGAGGAAAGUUUAGCAGGCAUUUUUAUACCUUAUCUAAUAUGCUGGAUGUUCCACCAGUGUGACUUAGAAUCAGAAGAAGAAGAUUCAUGUGUAGAACUCGGACUGGUACGGCAUAGUGAUGCCUUUCAAAGUUUUUACUUUAAUGAUCCAACGACCGAAGCUGAGUUGACUCUUAAUUGUGUUACUCUUUACGAACAUCAAGAAAUACGGAAUGACAAUAGCAUUCGUCAUGUCGAUAUAUUUUCCUUAAUCAAACAUCUGAAAAAUCCAUGUUUAUAUACUUUUGGACGUCAAUGCACUGCCGAAUCAUACUUUAUAGACCUCUUUAAAACAAACGAAAAAGAUCCCAUCAAACCCAUAACUGAUAUUCAAGUUAAUGAAAUAUGUGAUAUAAUGCAUCAUCGCUAUGAGUGCUUUACUUUGAUCACCCGCGAGAAGCUUCGCAACAAAUUUCGUGAUCAACUAAUCAUGUUAAAAGAUCGAUGCGUGGGUAUUGCGUUUUCACGACGACAACGAGUGUGUAGCAAUAAUAUGAUUGAUUAUGAUGUCUAUGCCUUUGGGCCAACGAGGGACAAUGAGCAAAAAAUCCUCAAUGCAAACGAUAUUUAUGAAGUCGAGCCUGAGAGACCUGAUCCUCAACUAUCAUCGUUUAUCUCUCAAAUUAUGCAAGUUAAAACUAUGCCUACUAUCUUAAAUACCAGAUCGGUCGAGCAAAUAACGAUGGUUCUACUAGAUGUAAGUGCAUCCAUGUUCAGAACACACGCACAUAAUAACGCAAAUCUUCCUACUCUGUUUGAGCUUAGCCGAGCAGUACUGUUCAUUCUAAGUGAUAACUUGCAAUGGCAAACACAUCCACAUGCCAUAGGACUUAUUCUUUUUGGUUCACAAGCAACUAUACGCUGUUAUCCAACACAAGAUCCCGAUACGUUCGAACAAGAGAUUAACCAGAUUCCUAAUUUCAAGAACGAAUAUACACAUAUGUAUGAUGCGCUUAUAUUAGCUCUCAAUACCAUGGAUGAAUACGCGAAACAAUAUCCUGUCACUUCUGAUUGCAAUCAGCUAAUUAUUUGUAUUUCAGAUGGCGUCGACUGGGGAAGUAAAACAACGGCACGAGAAGUUAAACAGAGAAUAAAGCAAUCUCGUAAAAAAACUGUCAUGGACCUAGUGUCAUUUGUGACAGAUACCCGACAACUUCGAAAUAACAACGAUCGUCAACGGCAUCUAGAAGCUCGCAGUCUAUGCCAAGAAACUGAUGGUAAUUUGUAUUGUAAUAGAUUUAUUGAGCCUGCAGAUUUGGCUAUGACAUUUGAACAAGAAACAGCAUGGUGGGUUAAAGCACGUAAAAGACGAAACAUUUUAGAAAGAAACGCAGGAGCUCAUCGUGUUGAUUAUCCAACACAGGAGCCUCCUGAUCAAUUGUAUGCUACCGCAAGUAGGUUUCAACCUCAGCGCAGAACAGCUGACGAACCGAGAAUACUCACAGCUGGUAGUCGUCGUGCGCGCAUCAAGAUUGAAGCAAACAAUGUCGCUACUUCUCAAAUGAAAGGGAUCCACCUAUUUGUCAGCGAUGUUGACAUCAAUUUUUGGAAGAUAAUCUUUGAGGGUCCACCAAAUACUUUAUAUGCAAAUUGUCGCUGGCUUUUAUAUGUUACUUUUCCUGAUCAAUAUCCUAGUAUUCCACCCAAUUUGAGAUUCUACACUAGAAUCUAUCAUGUCAACAUCAGUGGCGAUGGUCGAAUAUGUCACGAAUUGUUAGGUACCGCUUGGUCUACACGCGUUAAAAUGUGCAAAGUUCUCGAAGCUCUAGUGAACCUGCUAACAGAACCUAAUUACAGUCAUCCGAUUUCACCCCAAAAAGCUGCUUUGUAUCAUCAAAAUAGAGAAAAUUAUAAAACACGUGUGCUCGAAUGGAACAACAAAUAUGCAAGAAAAUCAAUAGACGAUUUAUGCGCUGAAUUCAAUCUACGAUGA
This is a messenger RNA of Rotaria socialis, 4164 nucleotides long. Lineage: Eukaryota; Metazoa; Rotifera; Eurotatoria; Philodinida; Philodinidae. The record is from the annotation of a GenBank genome assembly.